Molecule: messenger RNA, 3675 nt
Organism: Toxorhynchites rutilus septentrionalis
Lineage: Eukaryota; Metazoa; Arthropoda; Insecta; Diptera; Culicidae
Gene: Sln
Exons: 10
Coding region: 786-3392 (868 amino acids)
Biological process (GO): transmembrane transport; monocarboxylic acid transport
Molecular function (GO): monocarboxylic acid transmembrane transporter activity
Source: RefSeq, a predicted model, not a curated record
CAGUUAAACAUUUUCGUUUCGGUCGUCACCAGUGCUGCAUUGCAAGCAAACAUAUUCCUUACACACUAGAAAAAAGGUGCUUUUUGUUCUCUGUUACCUAAGGCUUUUCCGGAAAGGGAAUUUUUUCCCUGGGCCGAUUCACGCAAAAAGCGGCCCCGAUUUUGCCUGUGAGAAACUAAUUAAAACACGCGUUUCGUUACCGACGAUUAUCAAGUAGUUAAGUAUCUUACUCGCGUUGAAACGAAGAAAAAGUUCACGACCAUCGCGAAAAAAUCGAUAAUAAAAAAGGAUCAAACGGGUGGCCAAAGUCGGUAGACGUCUUCGGAGCACUUUGCAAUAAGACACAAAUUUAUCUAUUAUAUAGAAACAACUAGACCAAAUUUUUCUAGGGAUUAGUGUAACUUUAAACCAAAUUUAUGCCCGUAAAGAAGUAACGAAUCUAUCGUAAGCUGAAAGUGGAUACCACGAUGCCUUUCUAGGCAUACGGCUCUAGUCAAGAAGGAAAAUUCCAUUUCCUUCUCCGGUGGAAACGUUUUUCCAGUCCGAUUAGUUCCUCACUCUACCGAUCUAUACAGUAUUAAACCCACGACAGUGAAUAUCGAGAGUAGAACGUCAUUAGGAAGUUACAUAAUUUGGGGCUUCUCGAGGAGGACGAGGAAGCGCAUCAAAACAAGAACAAAGCCCGGUGAAAGUUGAAACAUUUUCGCAUCGGAAGGCACGCCACAGAUAAAUCCAAUGAAACCAGGUUUCAAAAACGGAAAAUUCGCAACAUCAAUCUAUGAAAAAUGUCUCUGCCAAAAGAGUGGAAUCUCCAGGCAUCGCAGGUCUGUCUCGAUAAACCUGUCAGACCUCAGAGCCUCAUAUCUGAUGAUAUUGAGAUACAGCCAAAGUAUGAGAACAAGUUCCUCCACGUUGUGUACCAUCCCUCGAUUCCUGAUCACUGCCGGGCACCACUUAAUGCGGCUCUGCUGGCAGAAUGCGAUAACAGUGGCUCUCUGUUCUCAAUUCAGUCAGCCCCGGUGGUUGCCACGGUUAGCGGCGGCGUCGGUGGUCCCGAACCAGGUGCCACAUCUAUCCCCGAUCCAAUCGGGAUGGAAACGAUUCUGGAUAGGCAGCGAGAUUCGUAUCCAGGAGCGGCCGGCGUGGACACGAUCAUUAACUCGUUCCAUUCCGCUACUGAUGCCAGAGACGAGCGAAAAGAUACCUUGCUACGGCCAUCAUCUUUGGCGUUCGACACGUACUACCACGCAAGUAAACCAAACAACGUUGAUACCCAGCUUUCUGCUGAAUUGGAUGAAGAUGACAACGAGAAUCUGUUGACUGUUUCCAGUCUUACUGCAAGGCCGUUGAUUGCGAAAUCCCGAGAGAUUAAUAAAAGCAAGAAGGAGAAGCUUCAACUGAGAAGGAGAAAGAAGGUAUGCAUUGCAACGAGCAGCGACGACGAUGACGAGGGGCCGCCAGAUGGUGGUUACGGAUGGAUUAUUGUAUUCGGAGCCUUUUCGGUGCAAUUUUGGGUAGCUGGAUUGGUCAAAUCAUACGGCGUGCUGUAUGUGGAAAUCAUGGAGAAUUUCCCUAACUCCUCGGCAACCACGGCCUCGUGGAUACCAGCUAUCUUGUCCGCUUUAUGCUUAGCUUUAGCUCCGGUGUCUAGUGCUCUAUGUCAACGUUUCUCUUGUCGUAUCGUCGUUAUCAUUGGUGGUAUCUUCUGUGGAUUGGGGCUCACACUGAGCUACUUUGCUACCAGUCUAAUCCACUUGCUAUUUACCUUCGGUAUACUGACUGGUAUUGGAGGAGGAUUAUCAACCACCCCGGGGAUUGUCAUCGUGUCCCAGUACUUUGAAAAGCGACGAGCACUGGCGAAUGGGAUCACUAUUUCCGGAACGGCGGCCGGCAGCUUUAUAUUCCCCACGCUAAUCGAACGAUUGAUACACUCGUUUGGGUUUCAUGGCACAAUACUUAUUCUCGGUGGUUGUAUGCUGCAUGUUUGCGUGUCCGGGGCACUUUAUCGACCACUGGAAGACACCACUCAUAAAAAGACCGUUCAAUCUAGGGAAAGCGCACCGUUCGCCUCCAGGAUGGACUUCAAGGAAAAUUUGGGCCAUCUCAGUUCGUCGGAAGAUCACCUUAGCCGGCGCUGUUUGGAGGAUCUAUUCCUUGACGAGGCACUGCGAGACAAGAACCGUAACAGUCUCAAUCUUGACAACAAGUUUGUGAACGUUACGGAGAAAACGCUCCAGGAAAGCGAAGACGAACUGAAAGAUAUCAUCUCGAAUGCGAUCUUCCUGAAACCGAUGGCGUCGAUCAGGAGCUGCAGCAUACUGCACUCGGUCGAAGACCUUAGCACCGAUUCGACGUGUGUCUACAAAAAACGUGCCAGUGGAUUUGACUCGCAGCGGAACAGCAAACGGUACAAGCAGCGGACCGAGGAUGUAUACAGUAAAAUUCAGCAGCAGCAACAACAAUUACAGGACACCGUACCACCAAGAACAGAACCGCAACCACUGCAAAAACCACCUCUACCAUUGCAACCGCAACCUCAAGGAAUGAAAACGCUAGAGUCGAACGGUGAUCUAUCGAGUAAAACGCAGUUGGACAACACCCCGGCGGUUAUCAAUAACAACAGCAGUAACAACUCCUGUUCGCUAUCGCAAAACAAUAAUCGGGGUUUGAGCAAGAGUAUGAUCAUCCCGACACCUGUUGGAGAUCUGUCCAAUAUUUUCGAUGAUGAUUACGAAGAAUACCGCGAUGGAUUGCUGGAUAAAAUUAGUCAGUACCUGGACAUAUCACUACUUCAAGAUAUUACGUUCAUCCUAAUGUGUCUGUCUGUUGGGUUGAUGUCGGUUGGAUGUCCAUACAUGCUGUACUAUUUGCCAGCUUACGUUAUUUCCGCAGGUUAUACGAAAUCGGAGGCAGGAUAUUUGGUAGCAGUCAGCGCUGCGUUGGAUUUGAUCGGGCGCCUAACCCUUGGAUGGCUGUCCGAUCUGGAUCUGUUCGACCGUAAGAAGACCUAUAUUGUUGCCAUAUUGGGAGCAGGUGCGGCUGUGCUAACAAUACCCACGACUGACAGGUGGAUCGUGAUCGUGUGCAGCGCUGGAUGCUACGGAUUGUGCCUGGGUAGCUGGUACCUGCUGGUGCCGGUGCUGCUGACCGACCUUUUCGGAACCGAUAGGAUCAGUUCGAGCUACGGGCUGGUGCGAAUGUUUCAGAGUAUUGGUGCUAUCUCGGUGCCACCAUUAGCAGGUCUUCUGCGGGACUUGUCCGGUGGCUACGAGAUCUGUUUCUACUGCAUGGGUGUAUGCAUGGUGCUUGGAAGUAUACCGUUGCUAGUAGUCAUUGUCAAGGAUACGCUAGCACUUAGCGAAAAAAAGCUGACAUUGGAUCGAGUGGCUUAGAAGAGAGAGGAACGUCGAGGAAACGCUGGCAAUAUAUAGUGCGUAAUGGUAUGUCUGUAAGAUGUGAAUGUUUUCUUUUCUAGUAUUAUUUUAGUGUCUAGCAAGUUCAAUAACGAGAUAUUCGAUGAGCAUUGAUUUUUUCUAUGUAACUUGAAACUAAUGGUAUUACCACCAAAUACGUGUAAGCGCGAUUGAUGUGCGCCAGACAGAAAGCACUAUUUUAAGUGAUAGGUCUAAUAAAUAUGAGGAAAAUAAAAGACUAGCAGAAACAAUAUGAAGCGAA